UCUUAAACUCCAUCUCUCUCUCUCUCAAUAAUAUGUGAUACCUCAUCUUAUUAAAAUUUAGAAAUAAAUUUAGCACUCUACUAGUAGUAUAUAGUGGAGACAAGAAGUCUGACGUAACAAAAAGGGCGCCUUUAUUCCUUGCUUUAACUAGUAUUUAAUUAGGAGAAAUAAAUUGCGCCUUUAUUCACGUCUUAAUUUCUUCAUGAAUCCAAAUCUUCACUCCAGAAAAGCUCAAGAAUAACGUGCUAGAAAUGACAGUUUUUUUUGAAGAAGCUCCUUUCUUAGAAGCUAAACCGGCAUUCCUCAAAGUCUAAUGCAAAUCAUGAACAAGUUUCCUAUAUACCCAAGAUAUGAAGCUGGGGACUAUUGUGGAUAUGAGUUUGAUCCUCAAUCAGAUUUUACGGAUUUCUUGACAGAAGUAAGAAAUCAUGAAUCAGAAGAGAAAAAAUUUGGUGUCACGCCUCCACGUCCUGUGGAAUUGGGAAAGAACAAUUUUGAAAAGGAUAUUAAGGAAACUUGCAGGAAAUCAUGGAAAAGAUCACUGUUUUCAUGGCUGAAGAAUAAGAAGAAUCAGAGAAACAGAGAACCUUUAAAAGGAUCCACCAUUAACAAGCCAAAGCGUGGAUGUGUUUCGGGUCCAAUGACAGGGAUUAGUGGGCCGGGUGCUAUAGCUGUCAGGCCCAAAAAGCCCACUUCAGGGCCCCUCACAAAUUUUUUCAGUCCAAUGAACAGAGGGGACAAUGAAAUACCAUAUCUCUGUCUUCAGAAGUUUAAGAAUAGUUCUCCUGAUGUUCGAUCCCACGGACCUAUUUACCUCGUAACCUAGGAAGUUUGUUUGUGAUUUUUUAGCGGUGCAAAGGAUAUUUUUGUUUGACAAAGUAUCAGGAAAAUCAAAGCACAUUCGUAAGUAGAAUUCAUAUGCAAUA
Nicotiana tabacum (common tobacco) is the source of this 926-nucleotide messenger RNA. NCBI's taxonomy places the organism in Eukaryota, Viridiplantae, Streptophyta, Magnoliopsida, Solanales, Solanaceae. The record is from RefSeq and is a predicted model, not a curated record.